This is a messenger RNA of Penicilliopsis zonata CBS 506.65, 2377 nucleotides long. RefSeq lists its product as hypothetical. NCBI's taxonomy places the organism in Eukaryota, Fungi, Ascomycota, Eurotiomycetes, Eurotiales, Aspergillaceae. The record is from RefSeq and is a predicted model, not a curated record. Bases 237 to 1943 code for a protein of 568 amino acids. The transcript has 4 exons.
GCCGUGUGCUCGAGGCUCCUCUUUUUGUUUUGAUUGCUUGCUUGUUGAGAUACCCUCCUCAAAUAAUCUGCUUGAUCACCUGAUACCCCCCCCUCCCUCCCUCCCUCCGUCCCCUCUCUCUAACUGAGGUAUAAAGGAAAAAAAAAUUUUUAAAGAAAGGGAACAGCAACCCUCUACACCACAUACAACCAGCUUUGCGAAAGCUUAAUCAUUUAGUAAUUACAACCACAUACACCAUGUCUGACGUUCAGAAGCCUGUCGAAGAGACUCCUGUCGCUGCUCCCGCCGUGGAGACUCCUGUUGAGUCUGCUCCUGCUGCUGAGCCGGCCACUGAGGCGCCUGUUGAGACCCCAGCAGAGACCACUGCUGAGGCUCCUGCUGAGGUCACCGAGACUCCCGCUGAGGCCCCCAAGGAAGAGUCCAAGGAGGAGGCCAAGAAGGAGGAGGAGGCCAAGGAAGUCACUCCCGCUACGGAUGGCGUUCUGGGAUACAAGGGCCCUGGUCUUGUCAAGGGUCUUCGUUUCACUAAGCGCUACCUUUACUUCCAGGAUGAGGCUGUGGAGCCCAAGAACCUGGCUGCUUUCCUCCAGAGCGAGAAGGCUGCCGUUGCUUGCCCGAUCGCCGCCUGGGCCAGCCAGACCGGAAAGGGUCUGCUCUUCGUGACCAAGCGCUCCGAGGACAAGGCUACCCCCGCCGGCAUCUUCAACCUCGCCGAGAUCUCCGACCUUGCCAAGGAGGGCCACAACGAGCUCCUCUUCAAGAUCAGCGGUCACAAGCACACUUUCCAGGCCAGCAGCGCUGCCGAGCGCGACAGCUGGUAUGCCGCGCUCGAGGCCAAGUCUGCCGAGGCCCAGGCCGAGAAGGAAACCAUCACCGGUAGCGAGGGCUACAAGGCUGAACUUGAGAAGCUGACCAAGCCUGUUGUUGCCGAGCCUGUCCAGAAGAAGGCUGAGGACAAGAAGGAGGAGGAGACCGCCCCCGUUGCCGCCGCCGCCGCCGCUCCCGCUCCCGCUCCCGUUGCUGAGGAAAAGGAGAAGGCCCCCGCCAAGAGCCGCUCCCAGUCUCGCAAGAGAGCCAGCAUCUUCGGCUCUUUCCUCGGCAAGAAGGAAGAGGCCGAGAAGAAGGAGGAGAAGCCCGAGGAGGCCAAGGCUGUUGAGCCUGUCGCUGAAAUCCCUACUGAGGCCGCGCCCGUCGCCGAGGUUCCUGCUGUUCCUGCGGUUGCUGCUGAGGAAACCCCUGUUGCUGUUCCUGCCGUUGAGACUGCCGAGAAGGAAGAGAAGAAGGCCGAGACCCCCGUGGCUCAGAAGAAGCGUGCCUCCAUCUUCGGAAACUUCUUCCAGAAGGUCACCAGCCCAUCCCACGAGAAGUCGGAGAAGGAGGCCACGGCCCCCGCCGAGCCCGCUGCUGUCUCCAGCACCGCUCCUCAGCUGGAGAACCCCGUCGAGGAAGCCGCUGUCGCCCCCAUUGAGCCCGAGAGCGUGACCGCCCCCGCCGAGACUGCUGCCGCCACCGCUGAGGCUGCUGAAACCCCCGCCGAGGCCGCUCCCGCCGAGGCCCCCGCUGCGGCCGCCACUUCUCCCGCCCCCAAGGACAAGCGCCGCACUUCUUUCUUCGGAAACCUCGGUAUCAAGAAGGAGAAGAAGGGUGAGACCUCCGACAACGAGGCCACCGACGGCGAGACCAAGCACAAGUCGAACAAGCUUGGUGGCAUCUUCCGCAUGCCCAGCAAGGCCGUCAAGCUUGGCGAGAAGAAGGAGACUGCCACCGCUGAGACCGAGACCAAGCCUGAGCCGAUCUCCAAGGAUGCCCCGGAGACCGCUGCAGAGGAGACUCCCAAGCCCGCUGAGACCACUGAGACCGCCGCCCCCGCUGCCGAGGCUGCCGAGCCCGUCGAGCCCGUGAACGUUGCCUCCGCUUCCACUCCCGUCCAGGCCGCCGCAUGAACAAACUCGCCAUCAGGCGUGUGUCGUCCAGUUUGAAAGAUGGUGGGACCAGCAAUAAUACCCGGUGACGGAUUACAACUACUCUUUCAACUGGAUAUAACUCUGACACAGUCAAGAGCAAACAAAAGCGAUAAGAAAAACCGAAAAAAACCCCCGAAAAAAAAAUACCAGCCCACUACCCGCCCAUCCUUUCCCCGCAUAAUAUGUAUUUUUUCUUUUGAUUCUGUUUUCUGUUCUUGACACUUUCCCUUGUCUUGCUUUUUUUUGUUGUUGUUGUUGUUGAUGUUCUGUCUUUUUUUUUGGUAUCCUGUUUAUCCUGUGUUCUGCAUGUCCAGAAUUCUUGCCAGACGGUAUGCCAACGAUACCCCACCCCCCCUAACUAAUGCUGCUUACCCGAUAUACCCAUUAUUGACACUUUGGCGGCUCUGGCAUGA